AUGCCGGGUGGACGUGGAAACCGGCGUGAUGUGAAACAUCUAUCAAAGAAUCGUUUUUCGCGGUUAGAUGCCGAUAUUGCUAGCUCUUAUGUGGAUGACGAUGAAGAGGAAAGGCCACGACCGAAACAAGGCACCGUCAGUCGAGUUAUUAACAUGCUGGCCGGUCGUGUAAUGCAUGGGCAAGGUGGUUUUCGACGAGGGAAGAAAGAUGAACAGACAUUACGGAGCGCUGGUGGAGAUUCCCGAAAUGCUGAAAUGGUUUACAAAAUUCGAAUACCAUUCGGUCGGAAGUUCACCGUUCCAUGGAUAAUGAAACAGCUACAUCAACAAAUCGAAGACAUAAAGCCGUUGUUAGUUACAGUUACACAGAGGGGAGAUGUGGAGUUCUUCUUAAAGAGCGAGGAUACGGCAGACGCGUGCAGGGCAAUAUCUCGCCGUAUUGUUCACAGAAUUACUGGUGAUCGAAUGUCUAUACUUGUUGACAAAGUUGUCGCACCAUGGACUAAGUUGAGCAAAGAAGAAACGGCGGUCAUCCAAGAAGUUGUAGACACCCGUUACAAUCAUGAAUCACGAUCCCUAGACCUCAGCGAAUUUGCCCUAGAUCAGAAGUUUAAAGAUCGAGAUCUACAUAUGAUGUUAAAUAAGAAUAAUGUCAUGUUAACAGUUGUGGACAGGAUAGAUGAGCGAUUCGGUUCUAUAACGGCGUUAAGUCUCCAGGGUAAUCGAUUGCGAUUCCUUGACUACGCCGCUGUUCUUGUCAGUGUUACAAAAUUCUUGAAAGUUCUGGAUUUGUCGAACAACCAGAUUGACAAAAUAAGCGAACUGGAAAAGCUGAAAGGACUGCCAGUUGAGACGCUGUUUUUUGAAGGAAAUCCUCUUGUGGAGCAGUUAACAACAGCAUCGGGAUACCUCAGCGCCGUUCAUCAAGUGUUCCCGAGGGUUUGUGUUUUGGAUGGUUCUCCAGUGCAGCCAGCAACUGUACAUGUGCAGUCAUUGGACGACGACGAACUAACUUCAGAGCCUCCAUGCAGGCCUGGUUUCUACGGUAACGACAAUCUUCGAGUGCUUGUAGAACGGUUUCUAGUCGAAUAUUUCAAGUUAUAUGAUGGGGAAGAAGGAGGUGUUACAAGGAGGAGCCUUGUGCAAGCAUACGACCAGGAUAAUUCUUCUUUCACGCUGACGAUCGCCAAUUUAAAGGACCAGUCUCACGAAGGAGGACCUAUUCGUUAUCCUAAUGAUGCUUGUUACAACCUUUACAUCCGAACAUCCCAUAAUGUGUUAUUUGAAGAGCGCUGGUCGCGAAAUCGGAGCAUUCGCACGUAUCGCGGAGCGAUGGAUAUUGCUGUAGCUCUAUCUAAGUUACCUAUUAGCAAUCACUACACGGAGUCUUUCAUCGUCGAUACACAUUUAAUAUCAGAAGAACUAUUGGGAUUCACUGUGCAAGGGCUGUUUGAGGACGGGAAAUUUGCGAAACCUGGGGAAGUCCCGCAACUGAACUUUUUCUCAAGAUCGUUCGUAGUUUCACCACGAGCAAAUGAGUCAGUAGCAGUUCUAUCCGAUAUGCUCUAUGUGACAGGAGUCACACCUGCUCGAGUUGCCCGCUAUAAACUCAUGUUGAAUAAAGCGACAUCUACAGGAAGCACAACUUUACCGACAGUACCUGUUAAUCCUAUAGCGCAGGCAACAAGUUCCAUUGGUGGACUGCAAAUGUCCAGUCAACCUUCUGAUGAAAUCAAAAGACAAAUGGUCGAGCAGUUUUGUAAGGAUAGUGGGAUGUUACCAGCAUGGUCAGAAAAGUGUUUAGUCGAUUUUGACUGGAACUACGAGGCUGCCGGAAAAGCAUUUCUGACAAAUAAGGGCAGUAUACCAAAAGAAGCAUUCUUGUCUGGCUUAGAUUAA
Messenger RNA from Necator americanus (New World hookworm), 1899 nucleotides. RefSeq lists its product as uncharacterized. Gene Ontology annotation, biological process: poly(A)+ mRNA export from nucleus. Gene Ontology annotation, cellular component: cytoplasm; nucleus. The transcript is spliced from 19 exons. Gene Ontology annotation, molecular function: RNA binding; protein binding. NCBI's taxonomy places the organism in Eukaryota, Metazoa, Nematoda, Chromadorea, Rhabditida, Ancylostomatidae. The record is from RefSeq and is a predicted model, not a curated record. The coding region runs from base 1 to 1899 and encodes 632 amino acids.